AUGGAAUUAGAUGAAAAUGCAAAAGAUCCAUACUUUCCAUUGGCUAAUGAAAAAAUACUGAGCCGGCUUUCAGAGAGUAUCCAUAUAUUUUUAGAAAGACGUAAAGAAUUAUGGGAGAAGAACCAAAAUAUUGUUAAAAUAGGUAUUGAAAUAGAACAUGAUCUAUUACCUGUUGAAUCAGGAAAAAAUAUGGUGAAGGAACAUACCGAUUUUUCGAAAGAUUUUCAUUAAAAAUCGAAAAAAAAGAUAUCAGUCUAAUUCAUGUCACGUUAAUAAUAUAGUUAUUGUUUUAAAAAUGAUCAGUUUAUAUAUAUCCUAAUAAAGUGUAGAGGAAUAUUACUUAUUAGGUUAAUUCUAAUACAAGCUUCCUUUCAACUUCUGUUUCUUUUUCAACUUCUCCUUCAAAACGUAAUUUACAAGUCCCAUCUCUCUUCUUUUUUUAGUAAAGAAAAAAAGAAGAGCAGAUACAAAAAAAUACUUGCCUUUGUACUAAUUACUUCUGCAUUAUAAAACGUUGUUGUUUCUGGAUAUCUCGCAAGAACUUGUGUACCAGGUGAUAAAGGUCGAAGUCCUACUGAACUAUUGGGAAUUAAAAUCAGUUUUUCUAUCUUAUUUCGCCAUUCAAACAAACUGCCCAGGAUGAUGGUUUUCAUCUGGUUCAGGAUCCUGAACCUCAUAUCGAACUUUAGAUCCUUCCCCAAUAACACGUGUAACAAUACAUUGAAUCCAAUCGCCUUGACUAUUUUUUGUUUUUGGUUGGCGAAAAGCAACCUCAUUAUCAUUAGUAAAAUACUAUAAAUAAAUGAUAAUAGGUUAAUAAAUAUCUAAUAAUAAAAUAGAUUAGAAAAUAUAAAUAUUCCUUAAAAAUAAUUAUUUAAAAAAUAAAUAAACA
Messenger RNA from Pneumocystis murina B123, 892 nucleotides. RefSeq lists its product as hypothetical. Bases 1 to 231 code for a protein of 76 amino acids. NCBI's taxonomy places the organism in Eukaryota, Fungi, Ascomycota, Pneumocystomycetes, Pneumocystales, Pneumocystaceae. The transcript has 3 exons. The record is from RefSeq and is a predicted model, not a curated record.